UUGGCUACCCCAGGUUAUGGGUCAGUAAGCUUAAAAAAGGAGAGAGAGAGAGAAUUCUUAAACACCGAAGGGUGUACGGAAUGAAGCCCUCAGAAAUGGGUGUGCUUGUCCCUACCUGUCACCAAAAAACCAUGUAGCAAAACCCCAUCAUUAAAAACGUGUCUGAAACGAACUAAAAAAUGUGACACGUGCUUUGUACAAUGGACAAUGUGUAUGUAAAAUCAGGACAACAUCCCACACUCCUAUAUCCUUUAGAAGAAGGUCUUACAGAAAUCUAUUUCUUAUUUGCCCAUGGUUGUGCUGGGACUUGCAAAACACAAAAAGUCUAUACCCACUAAAACUUCUGUUUGACAGAGCAGGAAGGGGGAACACUAAGCCCCCUACCUUUUGGGCUCAAUCCUGCUACGACAGAGGGUAUAGUCACCUAUGCAAUUUUCCCCCCGACAGAUGGGUCGGAGCGAGGACUCUAAUCCUCCCGCUAUUGCCCAGAACCUCUACGACCGGGGAUGUGCACACCUGAAUGUUCGAUCACUUUUUAGCAGCAUUUACAAUACUCACAGUGCACAGCGACACUACCUCAGAAGGAGGUUGUCCAGGCCCCUCCACUCUCAUGCUCCAGGGCAGACGCUGGGCUCAGCUGGGUCAGGAAGGAAUCUCUGCCCAGCUCCAAGGGAGAGGGUCGCUCCAUGGGGGGCACUGCCUGUGGGGGGUAGGAGCCCUUCUCUGCUCUGAGCUGCUGCUCCAGGGAGGCUAGAUAGGCCUGUUGGAAAAGCUCAGGGCAGCCUGGGCACCUCGUGACGACUCCUGAGAUUCCCCUGUUCCCAGCUGGUCCCCAGACUGGGCAGCUCCCACGUGGGGCAGGGCAGCUGCAGGAGGGGAUGUGGUUUGCUGGGCGUGGCAGGGAGCUGGCUUUGCUCUGACCGCAGUAGAUUUGGGCUCGAAAUUGCAGAGAAACCAUCUGAUGGGGAAGAAAGGGGCCGAGCGCAUCAUGGGCUUCCUGGGGCUGUUCCUCAUUCCGCUCGCACUCGGGCCUCAGCCUCGGGGGAGCUCAGCCCUGGGGCCUUGGUGGCAGCUCUGAGGGGCCCCCCACUGCCCCAUCAUGGUGUCUGCUCUCACUGUCCUCCUUCUUAGCUGCUGGCUGGCUGGACACAGCGCGGUGUGGGGAGGGCGUGAAUUUCUCAAACCCACCAUCUCAGUGAGCCCCAGCUGGGUGGUGGCGCUUGGGGGAAGCGUCACCAUCCGCUGUGAGGGUUCAUACCCGGGCAGGGAGUUCUUUCUGCAUAAAGCUGGACACCCGAACCUGCAGGUGCAGACGGUGCCUGAUGGGACCGUGGCUGAAUUUCCCAUCCCCAGUGUCAGCCAGGAAGAUGGAGGGAGCUACACCUGCGAAUAUCACUCCAUAACGGAACAGAAUCGCUGGUCGUAUCCCAGCGACCCCAUCGAGAUGAUUGUAGCAGGUGAGGGCGGGCCCUGGUUCCACUUAAUGUGCUUAAGGAGUGAUACAAGUUUAUAUCUUAUUCUCCUAACUCCAGAUAUAGAAAUAAUACAAGCAAACAAAUAGGAUGGACACACUUAGUAGAUUACAAACUUUCUAA
Dermochelys coriacea (leatherback sea turtle) is the source of this 1595-nucleotide messenger RNA. Its product is annotated as leukocyte immunoglobulin-like receptor subfamily B member 3. The record is from RefSeq and is a predicted model, not a curated record. Lineage: Eukaryota; Metazoa; Chordata; Testudines; Dermochelyidae. The coding region runs from base 1100 to 1561 and encodes 153 amino acids. The transcript has 4 exons.